Alternaria arborescens is the source of this 1308-nucleotide messenger RNA. RefSeq lists its product as hypothetical. NCBI's taxonomy places the organism in Eukaryota, Fungi, Ascomycota, Dothideomycetes, Pleosporales, Pleosporaceae. The record is from RefSeq and is a predicted model, not a curated record. The transcript has a single exon. The coding region runs from base 1 to 1308 and encodes 435 amino acids. Gene Ontology annotation, biological process: GPI anchor biosynthetic process. Gene Ontology annotation, cellular component: membrane; endoplasmic reticulum.
AUGGUCACACACAAUGGGUUGAUGCGCGUAUUUUGGCCAUCAGACGCUCCCAGGGACUCUGCACCGGGUGUUCUGGUAGGCUUCAGAAACUCAAAGUCGGAUGUCUUUGUCGUCGGUGUGCUACAAGACGUCGAGUUGCGCCAGGUCGAGAAUGCACUGCUCGUGGGAACCUUGCUGCGACACAGCCCCCACGAUAUCCAAGAACUACUGCAGCGAUGUGGACACUCCUCUGUGCGCGCGCUGGGCUCCGUUAAUCCUAAGAGGCCAGCCGAUCAAUCUGGCGCCGACCUUCUCACAGUCCAUACCGACCCUUCGCUCCGCUUCCCGCGCCUUCAUCACCCCGACGAUGCCCUCAUAACCAUGCAAGUCAUCGUCUACGACCGACCGCACCCAACGCGUAUGCAAUACCUCUCACUCAAGCCCAUCACGCUGGCUCUGGGGGACAAGACAAAGGUCGCAGAAUGGGACGUGGCUUUCGAAGAGCUAGAACGAGCAGAAGAGAGGGAACGUAAGAGGAAAGCACACCUUGUCGAAAAACUGAAGCUACACAGAGUGAUUGCACAUCCUCGCACACAGAAAGAGCUGGCGUUGCCCAUGAUCAUUGAGCAGGUCAACUGUUCGUACGAACUGAACGCCCUACUGCAGAAGAAUAUUGGCAUGAUUGGCAGACGCAUGAAGCGAGCUCUGAGCGUCAGUGAGCGCGUCGUUGAGUCGGCCAACAAUCUCUGGGAUUACAUCUGGCUUGUACUCCACUAUGCAUUCAGAGUCUGGAUAUGGCCCAUAGCUGCGCAGUUGUUCAUUUUUGGGCUGAUUACACACCGCAUAAUGGGCGAGGCAGUUCUUCAGGUUCUGCAUUGGCGGCCAGGCUCUUCUGACUCGCCAGCCCUGAAAGACAUCUCUGCAACAGCACAGCAGAUCGACAUCAGAUUGCAACAGUCUUGCUACUGGCCCAUCCAGUAUCUCACCUUGCGCAGAAGGAAGAUCGAUUGGGAAAGCAUCACCAACAGUCACCCAGAAUAUAUCAGAUUCUACAAUAGCCUUUGGCUGGUUGCUAAUGAUGUCAUAAUGGGCAUUGCUGUCGGAACAUUCAUCAUCGAGAAUGCUUCAUUCGUGGCGGCUCAAGUCGACACCAUUUUCAGCACCUGGUCGGUCGACGGGCUGCGGCGUAUGAUAUCAUGGCUCAUGGGCUGGCCUGGAGGCUUGAAAUUGAACACUGAGUUGGCUGCAUUCCUUGGCGACCUGUUUCUGUGGGUCAUCGACUACUGGGCUGGUAUGUUCGUUCUACUGUCAUUCAAGAGUUUUUACUGA